Poeciliopsis prolifica (blackstripe livebearer) is the source of this 5194-nucleotide messenger RNA. It is a transcript of the gene ireb2, whose product is annotated as iron-responsive element binding protein 2. Gene Ontology annotation, biological process: citrate metabolic process; tricarboxylic acid cycle. Gene Ontology annotation, molecular function: 4 iron, 4 sulfur cluster binding; iron-responsive element binding; aconitate hydratase activity. The transcript is spliced from 22 exons. The record is from RefSeq and is a predicted model, not a curated record. Gene Ontology annotation, cellular component: cytosol; mitochondrion. The coding region runs from base 55 to 3021 and encodes 988 amino acids. Lineage: Eukaryota; Metazoa; Chordata; Actinopteri; Cyprinodontiformes; Poeciliidae.
CCUGGGUUGGUUCUGCAGCGUGAGAAGGGGCCCGUGUUGAUUUCAGGAGUCAUCAUGGCGCUCAAUGCGACAAUUAAAGAGCACCCGUACGCCCAUCUGAUCGACACGUUACCAGAUGGCAUCAAGUUCUACAACCCACGUAAAUUAGGCGACCCGAGAUACGACAAACUGCCGCUGUCCGUCCGGAUCUUGCUGGAGGCGGCGAUUCGGAACUACGACGGCUUCUACACAAAAGAGGAAGAUGUGCAGAACAUCUUGGACUGGCAGCAGCAGCAGGAAAAAGCAGAGGUGCCUUUCUCCCCGGCACGAGUCCUUCUGCAGGACUUCACUGGUAUUCCUGCUAUGGUGGACCUGGCAGCUAUGAGAGACGCUGUGGCCAAACACGGCGUGGACCCCGACCUAGUGAACCCUAAAUGCCCCACAGACCUCAUUGUAGACCACUCACUGCAAAUUGAUUACAGCAAAUGCGCCAUACAGAACGCUCCCAACCCAGGCGGAGGCGACAGCUCCAGCCAGAGCCAGCCUCCUGCUCCUCGUCCUGCAGCGGCCCGGCCUCCGUCCAGAGGCAGCUCCCACUGCGGGGGCCAGCGGGGCUCCUGCAGCAAGGGCACCUGCAGUGACCCCCCCACCUCGUCGGGCCGUCCAACCUCUGUCCAGCAGAUUGAAAACACUCCCCUGCUCUGCCCCUUCCACCUGCAGCCCGUUUCUGAACUGGAAACGGCUUUGAAGAACCAGGAAAUGGAACUGCAGCGAAACAAAGAGAGGCUUCAUUUUUUUAAGUGGUGUUCAAAGGCUUUUAAAAAUGUGAACGUGGUUCCUCCGGACGUCGGCACCAUCCACCAGGUGAACCUGGAGUACCUGUCCAGGGUGGUGCAGGUCAGCGACGGCCUGAUCUACCCCGACAGCGUGGUGGGCACCGACUCCCACACCACCAUGAUCAACGGCCUGGGAAUCCUGGGAUGGGGCGUCGGAGGAAUCGAGUCUGAAGCGGUGAUGCUGGGCCAACCGGUGUCGCUGACCCUACCUCAGGUGGUGGGCUGUAAACUGGUGGGCUCCAUCAACCCUCUGGCCACGUCCAUCGACAUCGUCCUCGGCAUCACAAAGCACUUGCGGCAGGCAGGAAUCUCUGGGAAGUUUGUUGAGUUUUUUGGACCAGGUGUCUCCCAGCUAUCGGCGCCUGACCGGACCACCAUCGCCAAUAUGUGUCCAGAAUACAACGCAACUGUCAGCUUCUUCCCUGUCGACCACGUAACACUCAAGCACUUUAAAAAGACAAGUUUCACUGACGAAAAGCUUGAAUUACUGGAAACCUACAUGAAGGCUGUAAAUCUUUUCCGAAGCUAUGAAGAAUCCUCAGAAGAUCCUGAGUUCUCAGAGGUGAUCGAGAUCAACCUGAGCUCCAUGGUUCCCCACGUAAGCGGACCCAAAAGGCCCCAAGACAGAGUGGCCGUCAGCAGCAUGAAGGACGACUUCCAGAGCUGCCUCAACGAGAAGGUGGGAUUUAAAGGCUUCCACAUCUCCAGGGAGAAGCAGGACGUCCGCGUCCCCUUCUUGCACUGCGGUCAGGAGUAUCAGCUGGCGCACGGCUCCGUGGUCAUCGCCGCCGUCAUCAGCUGCACCAACAACUGCAACCCGUCGGUCAUGCUCACCGCAGGCCUGAUGGCCAAGAAGGCCGUAGAAGCCGGGCUCGUCGUGAAGCCCUACAUCCGGACCAGCCUGGCUCCUGGAAGUGGCAUGGUUACCCACUACCUCAACGCCAGUGGAGUCCUGCCUUACUUCAACCAGCUGGGGUUCGAGGUCAUAGGUUACGGCUGCGCCACCUGCGUGGGGAACAUGGCGCCGCUACCAGAAUCUGUAGUCGACGCCAUCAAAAAGGGGGACCUGGUGGCCUGCGGUGUGUUGUCUGGCAACAGGCACUUCGAAGGCCGCCUGUGUGACUGCGUGCGCGCCAACUACCUGGCCUCCCCUCCCCUGGUGGUGGCGUAUGCCAUCGCAGGCACGGUGGGAAUUGACUUUGAGAAAGAGCCUCUAGGCCGGACUUCGGAGGGUAAGGACGUGUAUCUUCGUGACAUUUGGCCGUCCAGAGAGGAGAUCCAACAGACCGAGGAGGACAUGGUCAUCUCCUCCAUCUUUCAGGACCUCAGGAGCAGGAUGGAGAAAGGGAAUACGUUUUGGAACAAGAUUGAAUGUCCAGACUCGGCGGUUUUCCCCUGGGAUCACAAGUCCACAUAUAUCCGCUCGCCGCCGUUCUUCACCAAACUCAGUAAAGAUAUUCCUCCGCCCCAGUCGAUAGAAAACGCUCACGUCUUACUGUUCCUCGGAGACAAAGUGACCACGGAUCACAUUUCACCAGCCGGCAGCAUCGCCAGAGUCAGCGCCGCCGCCAAGUACCUGCAGAGCAAACGGCUGACGCCGCGGGAGUUUAACUCGUACGGUGCUCGCCGAGGGAACGACGCAGUGAUGAUGAGAGGAACCUUUGCCAGCAUCAAGCUCCACAACCGGUUCAUCGGCAAGCCGGGCCCAAAGACUCUGCACAUUCCCUCCGGCCAGACUCUGGAUGUGUUUGAGGCAGCUGAUCGCUAUCAGAGAGACGGCACACCCCUCAUCAUCCUAGCUGGAAAGGACUACGGCUCUGGAAGCUCCAGGGACUGGGUAGCGAAGGGACCGUACCUGCUGGGCGUCCGCGCCGUCAUCGCCGAAAGCUUCGAGAAGCUCCACAGGAGGCAGCUGGUGGGGAUGGGCAUAAUGCCGCUGCAGUUUGUGGCGGGGCAAAACGCCGACACUCUGGAGCUGAGCGGGAAGGAGCGCUUCAGCGUGGCGCUGCCGGAGAGCCUGCGGCCACGGCAGCAGCUGACCGUCAGGACCAGCAAAGGGACGUCGUUCAGCGUCACGGCGCUGUUCGACUCCGAGGUGGACGUUAUCUUUUUCCAACACGGGGGGCUUCUGAGGUACGUCACUCGGACUGUGGUGGAAAACGGACUGGACGCCGCCGGCGGCGAACAGCAGCCGACUCCGGUCUGACUCCUCUGCCGGUUCUCGGUCUCCUCCGCUUCUACGUCCUCAGACUUUUGGAACGUCCGUUUUUCUUUUGUUUGUUAGUUUUUCUAAACCUGUAGCGUGAGCGUCUUUUAAGUCAGUACACAAACGUCAACGUUUCUGGCUUGUGAACCCAAGAAGAAGAAGAAACGACGGCGUUCAACAUGUGCGUGGAGAAUGUACUGCCUGUAAACGUGGUGGUUUUGUGUUUCGUUGCUAGAGAACUCUCGAGGUUUUUCAUUGGACUGUUCUGUCGCCAACACCGCUUUGGAGAACUACGAUGGAGCGCUUCAUCACCAAUUGUCCCCCGAUGUCAGAAUUCUGCAUGAUUAUUUCUUUUCCCCGUCAGAGCAGAACCGUCUCAUGUGGUGGUGAUAUUUCUUUACUUGACAGUUUUGUGAUGAAAUCAAUUGUGUGUCAGUGUUCUUCACCGUACGAUGUCGGUCAGAAGGUUGGCUUUUUAUUUGAUCAACAACAAAACAUACAACCAGCAAUUUCAUUUUUCAAAACAAUAAUUCACUGUUUUCUCUACCCACCAAAAGCGUCCAUAGAUGCUCAAAUAUAUCUACAUUCACUAAUAUUUUGUCAAAUGUCCUUCAGUGAAGUUUUUUCAUUGUAGUCUGGCAGUCAUUGCGGCUGCAUCGUCUUUCCAGAAAUGCUGAUAAAUUUUAAGCAGAACCCAUCGACUUUCAACGGGGUGGACAUCAGCUCCGCUCCGAUCAGUAAGGCCAGCGUACUUUGACCAAUCCAGAACAAAUACUUUUUCGUUUGAAUAAUUCAUAGAGAAAAGUAGAGCGAACAAAAAUAAAAACACUGUGUUUUUAUACAGUGCUUGUUGUUGUUGCAGAACUUCAUCUUCAACUUUCAUCCAUUUGACCCAAACUGCCAUCAACUCUGCACGGAUCAUUGAGCGCCGUUUAGAGAAACUCUUUAUGGUUAGAUUGGCCUUUUUGGUCUUCAUGACAAGACAUAUGUAUGGUAGUGGAUGCAUCAUGCUGUGGAAGUGGUGCAUUGUAUACUUGGCGGGAGGGGGGGAGGAGCCAUCUUCAAUUUAAAUAUUUUUGCAAAAACAGUGCACUUAAGAUUAGACUAAAUUAACUUCAUAGCAAUUAUUCAGCAAAAUAUGAGCUAAAUAAUUAAGUAAAUAAUUCUUUAUUAAGUUUAAAUAGCACUAGUUCCACUGGUUUAUUUGUUUCACUUACAAUAAGAAAUUUUACCCAUGUUCUAAGUGGAACUAUUACUUUUUUUAAAGUCAAUAUAAAGGAAUAAUUUAUUUAACACAAGCUCCUAUUUCUUGCUGAAAAGUUCCUUGUAAGUUAGUUUUGUCUUAUUUCAGACAUUUGCACUAGAAACUGGGCCAAAAAAUGUUUUGUGUUUUAAUGAAGGGGUGUCCAAAGUGUUGCUCGGGGGCCAUAUGUGGCCGCUGAAAUGAUUUUGAUCGUCCCUGACAGUAGAGAUGAAUUAACAAACGAUCAUCCUGACGUCCAUGUCCAAUGCGCUGACCAUGGAGCCGGCUGUUGGUGCGAACCAGAUCUGCUCGGCUCGCUCCACCGCCACAGCUCCCGGUCUCACCAGCAGCUCCUCAUCAUCCCCAAAACCCACACUAUUCAUUAAGCGUCUCGCUUUAAGAACGUUUUCCUCGCUAUAAUGACUGAUUUGGCUCCGGGUGUAAUUGAAGCUUUUCAUCUCGUUUCUGCGUCCGUUGUGACGUAGAACGACCUCGUUGGGUAAACGCCGCUUCAGCCUCUUUGGAAGAGGAAAAAAACAACAGAUUUUCAGCACUGAUUUAAGGAUUUGAAGUGUUUAAAGAGAAAAACCCACCAAACGCGUGACGCACCGGACCGACGCACGUCAACAGUUAAUGCCUCUGUUUGUGUUGCUGAUCAUUUCUGCAGUGGUGUGUCAUCGCGUGAUUUAACGAGCGGUCUGACACUUGGACAUGCUUUCUUUUCAUCAGCCGCUGCCAGAAUGAGUCAUGUUUUCUUUUUGAUGCCUCGUGGAGACAUUUUAAACACGUUUAUCUCCCCGUUUCGUACGUUUUGCCGCCUGGUUCUGCUUAAAUCGCGGGACAAAACGUUCCGGUGGGGAUGGCGGUGGACCGCCUCACAGCACGUCUUGAUGUAAAUAAUUUUUAAUAAACGGCAAAAGAUGACACGUU